Molecule: messenger RNA, 186 nt
Organism: Ilex paraguariensis (yerba mate)
Lineage: Eukaryota; Viridiplantae; Streptophyta; Magnoliopsida; Aquifoliales; Aquifoliaceae
Source: the annotation of a GenBank genome assembly
GUUGUUUGUGUCUUGGGCCAAUUGCAAAACAAAAUUGCUUCAAAUGGACUUUCUGGGAUACUCAGGGAUGUGAAUGAGCAUUCAAUGGUCAGACAUGAAGUAGCUGAAGCUCUUGAUUCUAUUGUAGGUUUGACAAUUCUUAUGUACUUGAUGUAUAUUCUGAGCUCUUUUAGUAUGGUUGAUUGA